UUUGCCAGUUGCUGCCACAACGCCGGGUGACCGGAGUCGCGAACAGCACCACCACCGAACCAGACCAAAUCGCCCCUUAAACCCUCUUCGCUGAUCACCACCCAGCGCUUCGCUCCCCUCCCCGAUGGACGCGCCAACGAAGCGGCGGCACCAGCCCGGCGGCGCCCACCCCACGCGCCGCAAGGUCGUGGAGGAGCCCUUCCACCCCACCGCCCCGGCGGUAGCGGCGGCGGCGCCCCCCUCCCACCUCGUCGGCGCCAUCGUCGAGAAGGGCUUCUCCGCCGCCGCUCCCUCCUCCACGCCCCGCCCCACCGUCCUCCCCUUCCCCGUCGCCCGCCACCGCUCCCACGGUCCCCACUGGGGUCCCGCGGCAAAGGACGCCGGCAAGGGUGCCGGUGAGGAGGAGGACGAUGAGAUGGACAUGGACGAGACCGACUACCAGUCGGUGGUGGUCGCAGCAGCUGGCCCGGUGAGGAGGAAGGAGAGGAAGGGCAUGGAUUUCAGCCAGUGGCGGGAGUUCGUUGACGACACUCCCCCCAAGCGGAGGCAGGGAAAGCCGGCGCAGGAGAAGAAACAGAGUGCGCAGAAAACUCAUGUUGGGGCUAUGACUUCAAAGGUGGAUGAUGCGGCAGCAGGGGAGAGAGAAUUGGAGGAAGGUGGUAUGCAGCUAUACAGUGGAAAUAGUAGGGAAGUAUCAGGUGCUGCGGCUUUGGUUUCUGAUAUGGUGUCAAAGAAGCUAAUGACGAAAGUUGAAUUGAGGGGUGAAAUGUCAAAGGCAGGUGAGGUUAGGGAUGCGACAUUGCGAGGAGAGGGUAUGGAAUUGGAUGGUGGGGAGUUGUCGAUUGAAGCGGAGAUUAACGCAGAGAACAUGGCUAGGCUGGCUGGGAUGUCUGCAGGGGAGAUUGCUGAGGCACAGGCAGACAUCAUGAAUAAGAUGAACCCUGCAUUGGUGGAGAUGCUGAGGCGGCGUGGGAGGGAGAAGUCUGGAGACACGAAGGGUGUGAGUAGGGACAAGGGUCAGGAAAGUUCAGGGUCACAAAAGGCCACAAGGGCUACGCCGGGGGAUUGGUUGACGGCUGGUGAGCAUAGUGGGAACUCUUGGAAGGCGUGGAGUGAGAGAGUGGAGCACAUCAGGUCGUGUAGGUUCACAUUGGAUGGAGAUAUAUUGGGGUUCCAAUCUUCGCUAGAGAAACAAGAUGGCAAGAAGACACAUGCAGAAAGUGUAGCUGAGCGUGAUUUCCUUAGAACAGAAGGAGAUCCUACAGCUGUUGGGUACACAAUCAAUGAGGCAGUGGCACUUACCAGGAGCAUGGUUCCUGGGCAGCGUGUGCUUGCGCUGCAGCUUCUUGCUUCUAUUCUGAAUAGGGCAUUGCAGAGCCUGCAUAAGAUGGAUAAAAUUGAUAAUGUUAAAGAAAUGAAUUCCAAUGACAAAUUUGAUGACUGGCAAGCAGUUUGGGCAUAUGCCCUUGGGCCCGAACCGGAGUUGGUACUCUCUCUAAGGAUGGUAUUGGAUGAUAACCAUGAUUCUGUAGUUUUGAGUUGUGCUAAAGCAAUUAAUGUCAUGCUGAGCUGCAAGUUCAACGAAUCAUAUUUUGAAAUUUCAGAGAAAGUAUUAGAUCACGGGAAAGAUAUCUGCACAGCUCCUAUGUUUCGUAGCAAACCUGACGUGGAUGGAGGCUUUCUUGAAGGAGGUUUUUGGAAAUACAACACAAAACCAUCGAAUAUACUUCCACACUAUGGUGAUAAUGAUGAGGAAGAAGGUGACGAGAAGCAUACAAUUCAGGAUGACGUUGUUGUGUCUGGACAGGAUGUUGCUGCUGGUUUUGUUAGGAUGGGAAUACUUCCACGAAUCUGCUUUCUUUUGGAGAUGGACUCACCUCCUGUUUUAGAAGAUUAUCUUGUUUCAAUUCUUGUGGCACUAGCCAGGCACUCUCCACAAUCUGCUAACGCGAUCUUGAAUUGUCCAAGGCUUAUUCAAAAUAUCACUAAGCUGUUGACAAAGCAAGGAUCAAUGGAAAUUCGCUCCUCACAGAUCAAAGGGGUUGCUCUGUUGAAGGUUUUGUCCAAAUACAACAGGCAGACAUGCUUGAAUUUUGUGAACCAUGGAGUUUUUCAGCAGGCAAUGUGGCACUGGUACAGAAAAGCUAGUACUCUUGAGGAUUGGGUAAGAUCUGGAAAGGAGCAAUGCAACCUUAGUUCAGCAAUGAUGGUUGAGCAGCUGCGGUUUUGGAGAACCUGCAUCUCAUAUGGGUUUUGCGUAGCACACUUCACAGAUUUCUUUCCUGUUUUGUGCCUGUGGCUAAGCCCUCCUAUGUUUCAGAAACUGAGUGAAAGCAAUGUUCUCUCUGAGUUUAGUUCCGUUGCUAGAGAGUCAUAUCUUGUCUUAGGGGCUCUGGCACAAAGGCUACCGCUUCUUCAUUCAGUGGAGCAGCUUACUAAGCAAGACUUGGGAGUUUCUGCCAGUUACAUUGAGACAUGGUCUUGGAGCCAUGUAGUUCCGAUGGUAGAUUUGGCACUAUCUUGGUUAUAUCUGAAUGAUAUUCCCUAUGUGUGUUCACUAAUUAAUGUGCAGAACAAGAAUACAAAUCACAUGCUAGAGGCAAGCUACUUGGUUUUGGUGAUUGCUUCUGUACUAGGCAUGCUUAAUUCGAUAUUAGAAAGAAUAUCACCAGAUGACACUCCUGAUGGUAAAUACUGCUUGCCUUGGAUACCUGAUUUUAUCCCCAAAAUUGGCUUGGCCAUAAUUAGUAAUGGAUUUUUCUGCUUCUUGAGCACUGAUGCUGUUGGACAUGAGGAGUAUCCGUCUUUCUGUGGUGCGUCAUUGGUGCAGGGGCUUUGUUAUAUGAGAUGCCAAGGUCAUGUUGCUGUAUCCUUGCCUUCCGUAAGUUGCCUUCAAAGAUUAGUGCAACUAUCCUGGUCUGUUGACAGAGUAAUCCAGGGAACCACAAAAAAUUGUUCUGAGCUUCUCAAAGAUUCUAAAACAGGGAUAGCUGGCAAGAUACUAGGCAAAGGCAUCUCCAGUUUAUGGCAUAACGACUUGUUGGAUUUGCUAACUUCGCUAUUACCGAUGAUUUCAUCGCAAUGGUCCAUAUUACAGAACACUGAGAUGUUUGGAAGAGGAGGACCAGCUCCUGGUGUUGGGUUUGGCUGGGGGGCAUGUGGUGGAGGCUUUUGGUCUCUUAAAUACCUACUUGCACAACUGGAUUCAAAUUUGGUCCUACAAUUGAUAAAAAUAUUCUCUGCAGCACCAAGGGUUCCCGUCACUCUCAGUGAAGUUGUGAACUCAGAUAAUAUGACUAAUACAGUUGUUACAGCUUCUGAGAGAAUCAGUUCUGUCCUUGGGGUGUCCUUGAUUGCAGGACCUGGGCAGAUCUCUAUGUUGGAGAAAGCCUUUGAUAUCCUCUUCCAACCUUCAAUUCUGAAGUGUCUCAAAUCAUCUGUUCAUGGUUUUGCCUGUAAUAUGGAAGUACUAAAAGCUUUUGAGUGGGACAUUACUGAGGAUGAAUACCUGCUUUUCAGCAGUGUGCUGAAUUCACAUUUCAGAUCCAGAUGGUUGGCUAUCAAGAAGAAGCAUUCAGAUAAAUAUGCUGGAAAUAGCAGCAGCAUUAAUGUGCCAAAAAUGCCAGAGACAUUGGAAACAAUUCAAGAAGAAACAGAGUUGACAGAAGCUGUAAAUCAACCUUGCAGCACAUUAGUUAUAGAGUGGGCACACCAGAGACUGCCUCUUCCUGCACAUUGGAUUCUAAGUGCAGUCUGCUGCAUUGAUGAUCCAAAAGGCAAACUCUCAACAUCAGCCAACUAUAUUCUUGAUGUCUCGAGGGCUGGUCUUAUCUUUCUUUUAGGUCUGGAAGCCAUUUCAGCUGCCCCAUGCCAUCAUACUCCUUUGGUUUGGAAGAUGCAUGCACUUUCUGUCUCCAUCCGCACUAGCAUGGAUUUGCUUCAAGAAAACAGAAGUAGGAGUAUUUUCCAUGCUUUACAAGAAUUGUAUGGACAGCAUCUGGACAGGUUAUGCCAGAAAUACUAUAGAUCUCAAUCUGUCAAGAAAGAUGAGAGUGCAGGAGUGGCCUCUUUAGAGGAGUCAAGAGAGGCCAGCAGCCUUGAAAUUCUCAGAUUCCAGGAGAAAAUUCAUGGAAGCUAUACUACUUUUGUUGAGAGCCUUGUUGAGCAAUUUGCGGCUGUCUCAUAUGGAGAUGUUAUUUUUGGUCGGCAAGUGGUCAUUUAUCUUCAUAGAAGGGUUGAGCCUACAGUUCGGCUUGCUGCAUGGAAUGCGUUGUCUAAUGCGUAUGUGCUUGAACUGUUACCUCCAAUAGACAAAUGCAUCGGUGACAUCCAAGGAUACUUGGAGCCUCUUGAGGACGAUGAGAGAAUUUUGGAAUCUUAUGCCAAAUCAUGGACAUCAGGUGUCCUUGACAAAGCUGCACAGCGUGAUUCUAUGGGCUUCACAUUAGCGAAGCAUCACCUUUCCGGCUUUGUCUUCCAGUGCAGUGCUUCUGGCAAAACGUUGCGAAACAAGCUGGUCAAAUCACUUAUCCGGUGCUAUGCACAAAAGCGGCAUCACGAGGCUAUGAUGAAGAACUUCGUUCUGCAAGGCAUUGCGCAGGAUUCUGGGUGCAGUAAUGAACUUGACCGGAGAUAUGAAAUCUUGAAGGAUGCUUGUGAGAUGAAUUCGUCCCUCUUAACUGAAGUCCAGAGACUGAAGACAUCUGUUGGUCAAUAAGUGUCAGAAUACAUUACAUUCUUAUAAUGGGAGGAGUUUGGUUGAAGAAAAAUAGCAGUUCAUUCAGUUUUGUUUCCGUAUUUCUUCACCCCAUUAGUGUAUCCUCAUCGCUGUUUUUGAAAUAGACUAAGUUCCACAACGUCUCAUGGUCACCAGAGUUUAGCAAUUGUAUGUAGACAAUUGAGCAAUGAAUCAUGCUGUACUCGCCGUGCCGACUAGAAACCUGACGCUGGGUAACUGUAAUGCUUGACUUGUUUGUAGUCAAAGGCAGAAAAAGAAAAUCUUAUUAAUACGAUUGCUCAAGCAAUUCCUACA
Molecule: messenger RNA, 5032 nt
Organism: Phragmites australis (common reed)
Lineage: Eukaryota; Viridiplantae; Streptophyta; Magnoliopsida; Poales; Poaceae
Product: transcriptional elongation regulator MINIYO
Exons: 10
Coding region: 125-4717 (1530 amino acids)
Source: RefSeq, a predicted model, not a curated record